GCAAAGUUUUGGCAAAUCAUUCCAAACUGUCAAACCGCAUGACAUCAAAAGUAUCACAAAAAAAGAAUUCGCUCUAAAUUACACGAAGCAAUUGCACGUAGUUUUGUUAUUAACAGGUAUUUCAGAGGAAAAGUAAUUCAUAAUGUCCAACGUCAACGUUGCAAGCUACCUGGCGGAACAGAAGAAAACCACCGAUAAAGAUCUAGCGGCCGAAUGGACGGUGCUGGAAGAGUUGUACAACGAAAAGCUUUGGAAUGAAUUGACCAUAAAGGUGGACACCUUCGUGAAGCAUCCUGCCCUACAGAACGAGGAAGCUUUGCUUGCGCUGUACCACAACUUCAUCGCCUCCUUCGAAACAAAAAUCAAUCCUUACGGUUUGGUGGAAAUCCUCACCGUCGUCAUUUCGUACCUUUCCGAUAAGAAGGAAGCGAUUGCGUUCCUCGAGAAGCUAAAGGACAAGGUGAAAAUCUGCGACCAAGCCGUAUGGAUGUGCAAGGUGCUGCAGGGCCAGAUCCAUCUCGAGCAUCUGAACCAGCUGGAUGAGACGAAAAAAAUCAUCGAAGAUCUGAAGGACAUCCUCGAGGAGGCGGGCAAUGUGACGCCGGUGCACGGCAAAUACUACAUGCUAGCAGCCAACUACUAUCGAUUGGUCGGCCAGCACAGUGAUUACUAUCGGUGUGGUUUGCAAUUUUUGGGCUGUUCGAUCGAUACCUACCCUAAAGAUCAGUGGGCACAGCAAGCUUUCUGCCUCGGUUUGGCGGCACUGCUUGGCGAAGGCAUCUACAACAUCGGAGAGCUGCUAGCACAUCCAAUCCUUGAAUCGCUCAACGGUACCGAAAACGAGUGGCUGGUGGAGCUGCUGCGUGCGUUCAACUCGGGCGACAUUGUCAAGUUCGAGCAGAUGAAGCCGAAAUGGAGCUCGAUUGCCGAUCUGGCCGCGCAGGAGGUGAAGCUGCGGCAGAAGAUUUCACUCCUCUGCCUGAUGGAGAUGACGUUCAAGCGGCCGGCCAACAAGCGCACCAUCACGUUCGACGAGAUUGCCAAGGAGGCGAAACUGCCGAUCAAGGAGGUCGAAAUACUGAUCAUGAAGGCGCUGGCCCAGGGGCUGGUGAAGGGUGCGAUCGAUGAGGUGGCCGGUGUGGUGAACAUGACCUGGGUGCAGCCCCGCGUGCUCGACCGCAAGCAGGUGGCCGGUAUGGCCUCUACCCUGGACACGUGGAUGUCGUCCAUCACGUCGAUGGAGCAGCUGAUCGAGAGCCGGGCGAGCGAAAUUCUCACCAACUGAGACUGUGCGAAGGAGUGGAAAGGAGUGGAAACACAGCUCUUCCCCCCUCUUUACGCCCCACACCCACGCAGUCGCUGAGCGCGUUUGUUCAAGCUGAAGUUUACACUUAAAUAAAUGAAUAAGACUCUAUAUUUCAUUAUAACAUAAAA
Anopheles arabiensis is the source of this 1434-nucleotide messenger RNA. RefSeq names its product 26S proteasome non-ATPase regulatory subunit 13 (gene Rpn9). The record is from RefSeq and is a predicted model, not a curated record. Gene Ontology annotation, cellular component: nucleus; proteasome regulatory particle, lid subcomplex; cytosol. Lineage: Eukaryota; Metazoa; Arthropoda; Insecta; Diptera; Culicidae. The transcript is spliced from 5 exons. Gene Ontology annotation, molecular function: structural molecule activity. The coding region runs from base 143 to 1285 and encodes 380 amino acids. Gene Ontology annotation, biological process: ubiquitin-dependent protein catabolic process.